Molecule: messenger RNA, 2570 nt
Organism: Didymella exigua CBS 183.55
Lineage: Eukaryota; Fungi; Ascomycota; Dothideomycetes; Pleosporales; Didymellaceae
Exons: 2
Coding region: 305-2257 (650 amino acids)
Source: RefSeq, a predicted model, not a curated record
CAAGGCCCAUGUGAUUGCGAUUACCUUGUUAAACUGAUACGGGGUUACUUGGUCUUUUGCAAACACACACAGUUGCAGCUUGUCGACUCACGUCACUCAUCCCUCGCGCAGUCACGCCAACGCGCAGCGAAAGCAAGUGUGCUAGAUUUGUACGAGGGCCAACGCAACAAGCCAGCCAAGCUCCCCAGCCGCGACGAUCGCCAGUGAGCCGCCGUUGGACAUUCACUUGAGCGCGUUGAUCUUCUUCUUGGACCGCAUUGGCUACAAUUUCUCUCUUCCACACCACCACCACACAGCGUACACCAUGUCGACAGCAACAGCAAACAAGCCGCCGGCCACAGGCACCCCAGCGCGCAGCACGCCCUCGAGGGUCUCUUCGUCCUCGCCUGCUGCGGCGAGCCGCACGCCUGCACGCUCUUCGACACCGACAACGAACGGAACACCAGGCGGCGUCGCCAGGACGCGCUCUGUCCGGUCUGGUGCCAGCGGAACGCCCGUGUCAGCGCGCGCAUCAGUCAAGAAGCCCGCUCCACCCUCGACGCUGAGGAGGAACUCAUCGCAGGUCGACAGCCCCACCGAGGAGGACAGCGCCGCCGCCGAGGCAAAGGCCGCGUACCUGCAAGAUCUUGAGGAGCGCCUCCAGAAGGUCGAGUCUGAGGCCGAGGAGCGCCAGAAGCAGAUCGAGGUGCUGAAUGCACGCUUGGACGAGGCCCACGCCGAGCAGUCGAAGCUCGAGGAGCGCGCUCACGAGGAAGAAGAGAAGGUCGAGACCCUCGAGAACGAGAAGAAGGAAGUUGUUCGACAGCACAGAGAGCUCGAGGGCAUCUACGAGGCCGAGCGAGCCCAGGCCAUGAAGGAGAAGGAGAGCAUGCAGGCGCGCGAGGAAGAGCUCCAGGAGACGAUUCAACGGCUGAAGGAAACCAUGGCCACCAAGAACGUCCAGGGUGUUGAGGACGGCGAGGCCCCAUUGUCGCGUACGUCAAGCUUCCGCAACAACCCUUCGCGCACCAACUCGUCUCAGAACCUCGAGAACUUCGCCCCACCAAACUCGGUCCAGCGCAGCAACUCGCGCAACAACUCGAAGCUCAUCCACCAGAAGGACAAGAUCAUCGAAGAUCUGCGCCUCGAGCUUGCCGAAUACCAGGUCAAGGUGCUCGAGGUUGAGAACGCCGGUGGUGGCCGGACCGCCGAGUUGGAGAGGCAACUGCUCGAGACACGUAUGACGAACGCCAGGCUGAUGGAAGAUAACGAGAGCUUCCAGCUUCUGCUGGGCGAGAAAACACUGAACGGCGAUCUGAGCCGCGGCGACUUCUUACGCGAUUCCUCUCACAACGAGGACCGCCCUUCGUCACGUAAGGGGCCAUCGACCAGUCUCGCAGAUGAGCUGGAGGAAGCCGAGGAGGCACCAGAUGUUGAGCUCGUCCGCAAGCUCGAGGCCGAGGUAAACAGCAUGAAGGACCAGAACAAGGCUCUGACGCUCUACAUCAACAAGAUUAUCGGCCGUCUCCUCACAUAUCAGGGCUUCGAGUCCGUGUUGGGCAAUGACCUCGAUGACAAGCCCAACACCAACAAGGACCUUCCCCCUCCGCCUCCUGAGAAGGACACCGAGCAACCUACCGGCUUUCUCCAACGCGCUAAAUCCGUCGUCGGCGCUGGUCCCAAGAAGCAACGUCCAUCAUCCUUGAUGGGCCCACCCGCAUCAGCAGCAGUCCACGAAGACCCCAACACCGCGCCCAGCAUCCCUAUCGCGCAGCGUGCUCCCAGUGCUGGCAAUCCUCACCGCCGCUCAGCCUCCAUCCUGCCCGACGCAGCUAACAUCGUUAACACAAUGUACCGCAUGCCUCCUCCCGCCGCAACACCCGGCCAAACAUCGCCCGGCCUCGUCAGCCCAAGGAACAGCUUCUUCGGCAUCCCCAUCGCCGGUCAGAACGGCUCCAACCCGACAUCCCGCGCCGCAUCAGGCCAGCAGAACAUCCCUGAAGACCGGGAGGUUGACACCGCCAGCAUCAUGUCCGGCACAACAAGCACUUCGGCCGGUGCAAGCGGACACGUUGACACACCAUCCCCGCCACGCGGACGCCUAGACAGGAGCGAUACAUCCGGCCCGAUGACAGGCAAGGGCAUGCGCCCCCUGCGUCUGGUGCAGAACGAAGAGGAGGCGAGCAAAGCGCGCAAGGCUGCAAACCGACAGAGUUGGUUCGGCGGCCUGUUUGGUGCGAGCAACCCGGCCAACGCUCAGCAGCAGCAGGAGCAGUAGAUGUCCACAUCUGUGACGCUCACACCUGUAAGGUUUACACCUGUAAGGGUCACGUCUGUAAGCUGUGGAUGUCGAAGGCGCGGGGACCAGAGGUGCAGUGACACCAAUGAUUGACGAGGUUUGGAAAUAAUGUGCAAUGUGGAUACCGGAUGGCAAUAUGUGGCGGAGUCAAUUUGCUUGAAUCUGUUUGGCAUUUUGUAUACCCCCAAGACGAUAGAUGAGAGAUGAUUGGCAUGGUAUUGUUCCGAUGUAGGCGUAAUGUUACUAUUCUUUGAGAUCUUCUUGUUGUCCCCUGGGCCACGUUAGAACGAGU